Colletotrichum navitas is the source of this 702-nucleotide messenger RNA. RefSeq lists its product as uncharacterized. Bases 91 to 450 code for a protein of 119 amino acids. Lineage: Eukaryota; Fungi; Ascomycota; Sordariomycetes; Glomerellales; Glomerellaceae. The transcript is spliced from 2 exons. The record is from RefSeq and is a predicted model, not a curated record.
CAUCCGGCCGCUCCUCCCCGCCUACUCUGUGUAUACUAAGUACACACUGCCUAGGUAGGUACUUGCACGCACACGACCUACGUACGAUAUAUGCCAUUUGCCAUUUACCAUUUGCUUUGCCUUGUCUUUCCUUUCAUUACCUGGUUGGUAGGUAGGUGGCGUAAAGACCGCGGCCGCCCCCUCCGAAAGUCCCAACGUCAAUCCCUAAACAGGAUUUCCCCAACUCCACCUCUCUCUCUCUGCAUCCAUCUGCAUUCAUCCAUCCACUACACAACACUUCAGCCACCACAGCCAAGCAAACAAGCAACCCUUUCAACAGUUCCUCUCUCAGAACUCUCCUUGUGCCAUUACCCUCCCCCACCGGGCGCUUCGCGCUUCCUUUUCCGCGACUGGUUCUCUCUCAAUCAACACAACCCGGUAUCCGUACCCCCCCCGUCCCAACUAAACUAAUUCACCCAUCUACCCAUCCAUCCAACCGUUCCAUCGACAUCCUUUCGUCGUCAUAUUUUUCUUCUUUUUUCCUUGUUCUUGGUUUUGUUUCUGGAUGCGACAACGGCAACAACCUACGCUAUUCACUAUUGCAGCAAACCAUCGUAUCGCAGUCCAAAAGAAGCCGGCCCGUCACCCUCUACGUCACGUCAGCCAGUUCUGACCGCGACAUCAAAUCAACCACCCCUGCGCAUCUUCCCCGGCAACCCGCGA